CGGGUGGGCGGCCGAGCCGGGGAAGACGCUGCCCACGAACCACCAUGGCUUCCCCUAAGAAAGGCUUCUACCGGCAGGAGCUGACGAAGACCCUCUGGGAAGUGAAAGAGCGCUAUCGGGAUUUGCAGCCGGUGGGAUCCGGAGCCUACGGCUCGGUGUGCUCAGCUAUUGACCGGAAAAGUGGAACCAAAGUGGCCAUCAAAAAGUUGUACCGCCCAUUUCAAUCUGAACUCUUUGCCAAACGAGCCUACCGGGAAUUGCGACUCCUGAAACACAUGAAGCAUGAAAAUGUAAUUGGACUACUAGAUGUUUUCACUCCAGAUGUGUCACUUGAGAAAUUUAACGAUUUCUACCUCGUCAUGCCAUUUAUGGGAACAGAUCUGAGUAAAAUAAUGAAACAUGAGAAGCUAUCUGAAGAUAGGAUCCAGUUCCUGGUCUAUCAGAUGUUAAAGGGCCUAAAGUAUAUCCAUUCAUCAGGCAUAAUUCAUAGGGACCUAAAACCUGGAAACCUAGCAGUAAAUGAAGACUGUGAACUGAAGAUUUUGGACUUUGGACUAGCAAGACAUACAGACAGUGAAAUGACUGGAUACGUGGUUACCAGGUGGUACAGAGCCCCAGAAGUUAUACUAAAUUGGAUGCAUUAUACUCAGACAGUUGACAUCUGGUCAGUGGGUUGUAUAAUGGCUGAGAUGAUAACAGGAAGGCCGCUCUUCAAAGGCAAUGAUCAUCUGGACCAGCUCACAGAAAUUAUGAAAGUUACAGGAACACCAACUCAAGAUUUUGUUCAGAAACUUCAAAGCCAAGAUGCAAAAAACUAUAUCAAAAGCCUCCCAAAAGUGCAGAAGAAAGAUUUUGCUGCCAUCUUGAAGUAUGCAAAUCCCUUAGCAGUAAACCUUUUGGAGAAGAUGCUGGUGUUAGAUGCAGAAAACAGAAUAACAGCCGCAGAAGCUUUGGCGCAUCCUUAUUUUGAAGCCAUCCAUGACCCUGAAGAGGAACCUGAAGCAGAGAAAUAUGAUGAUACUUAUGACAACAUGGAUCUGCCCCUGGAUGAAUGGAAAUGCAUUACAUAUAAGGAAAUAAUGAACUUUAAGCCUCCACAGUUGCCUGAAUCAAAAGAAACAGCGGUAUAACUACAAAGGACCAUUUGCCUGGGAAUCAAGUAAA
This is a messenger RNA of Gekko japonicus, 1164 nucleotides long. It is a transcript of the gene MAPK12, whose product is annotated as mitogen-activated protein kinase 12. Gene Ontology annotation, biological process: protein phosphorylation; MAPK cascade. Gene Ontology annotation, cellular component: cytoplasm; nucleus. The record is from RefSeq and is a predicted model, not a curated record. Lineage: Eukaryota; Metazoa; Chordata; Lepidosauria; Squamata; Gekkonidae. The transcript is spliced from 12 exons. The coding region runs from base 45 to 1130 and encodes 361 amino acids. Gene Ontology annotation, molecular function: MAP kinase activity; ATP binding.